This is a messenger RNA of Pelobates cultripes (western spadefoot toad), 2300 nucleotides long. Lineage: Eukaryota; Metazoa; Chordata; Amphibia; Anura; Pelobatidae. The record is from the annotation of a GenBank genome assembly.
AUGUCGUCGGGCGUCGCCAUGACACAACCGGAAGUUGGUGCGAAUGAAGGUAGAAGGCAGAGUAAUGGCAAGAGGUCCUGGACCGAGAGGAACACAAUGAAACUGGAAGCAGCUGUGUCCGGGGGUGGCCCGAGCAGUACCUGAUUGGUGAGGGAACCGCAGGGCCCGCCCACUAUGGUGUUAGCAGUGCUUGGCAGGGCAGGGGUUAACCAGUGCUGUUCAGGUCUCUGGGAGGGGAGUAGUUAAUCAUUGCUCUGCCUGUGAUGGAAAUGGAGUCUGUCAUAAAGCUCUGAAGGGUUCUGGUAGGGGUGUGUGGAAAUACUCUGACAGGGGAGGGGUUAGUCAAUCCUAUAUGGACCUCGAAAGGGUUAAUCCGGGCCAUGCAGGGUGCUGGCAGGGAAUGGGUUAAUCAGGGCCAUGCAGGGUGCUGGCAGGGAAUGGGUUAAUCAGGGCCAUGCAGGGUGCUGGCAGGGAAUGGGUUAAUCAGGGCCAUGCACGGUGCUGGCAGGGUAUGGGUUAAUCAGGACCAUGCAGGGUGCUGGCAGGGAAUGGGUUAAUCAGGGCCAUGCAGGGUGCUGGCAGGGAAUGGGUUAAUCAGGGCCAUGCAGGGCUGGCUGCCAUGCACGGUGCUGGCAGGGUAUGGGUUAAUCAGGACCAUGCAGGGUGCUGGCAGGGAAUGGGUUAAUCAGGGCCAUGCAGGGUGCUGGCAGGGAAUGGGUUAAUCAGGGCCAUGCAGGGUGCUGGCAGGGAAUGGGUUAAUCAGGACCAUGCAGGGUGCUGGCAGGGAAUGGGUUAAUCAGGACCAUGCAGGGUGCUGGCAGGGAAUGGGUUAAUCAGGGCCAUGCAGGGUGCUGGCAGGGAAUGGGUUAAUCAGGGCCAUGCAGGGUGCUGGCAGGGAAUGGGUUAAUCAGGGCCAUGCAGGGUGCUGGCAGGGAAUGGGUUAAUCAGGGCCAUGCACGGUGCUGGCAGGGUAUGGGUUAAUCAGGGCCAUGCAGGGUGCUGGCAGGGAAUGGGUUAAUCAGUGCCAUGCACGGUGCUGGCAGGGUAUGGGUUAAUCCGUGCCUGCUGACAGGGAAUGGGUUAAUCAGUGUCAGGCAGGGAAUGGGUUAAUCAGUGCCAUGCAGGGUGCUGGCAGGGAUUGGGUUAAUCAGUGCUUUGCAAAGCUGGCUAGAGGAUGUGCAAUGCUUUGUCUGGCAGGGCAGUGGUUAAUGCUCUGCAGCCAUUUGUUAUGGGUGUUGUUAAUCAAUGCUCUGCAAAGGUCUAACAAGAUGGCUAAUUAUUGUUCUGCAGGAUUUUAAAAUGAGGGUUAUUGGUGUUCUGCAGGUAUAUGCCAAGGAAGUUGUUUAAUUACAGCUCUGCAGAAGCAUAGUGAUUUGUUGAUUGAAAAGGGGGGAAAACAGUCCUCCAUGUCUUCUGCAUUGGGCAGACUAGUUAUGCAAUUCAUUAUGUAUUCAGGGUUAUGUGGGCACUUGAAAGGGUUUAUGUGUUUUGUUUUUUUCUUGUGACAGAUACAAUGAAUAAAUAUGUUUUUUGUUUUGUUUCAGAGAGAAGCUGGAUGGCGCAGUCUGACCUAGGCUCUCGUCCCCUAGUGGAGGAUUUUGUACGCUAUAAACUUUACCAGCGUGGCCUAGUUUCUGAGCCCGUUGGAGCACCAUCCUGUGCUCUACAUUCAGCCAUGCGUGCUGCUGGUGAUGAAUUUGAGGAACGUUUCCGUCAGGCCUUCAGCGAAAUAUCCACACAGAUCCAUGUUACACCUGGUACCGCAUACACACGUUUUGCAGAGGUGGCAGGUGGCCUAUUCCAAGGUGGGGUGAACUGGGGUCGAGUGGUGGCAUUCUUUGUGUUUGGAGCAGCUCUCUGUGCAGAAAGUGUCAACAAGGAGAUGUCACGACUUCUACCACAAAUCCAAGAGUGGAUGGUGAUCUAUCUCGAGACACACCUGAGAGACUGGAUGCAAAGCAACGGGGGAUGGGUGAGGAAUUCCCCCUGUUCUAUUCAUGCAUGCAUGCAGUACAAAUUCCCAGGGAAGAUGAUGCACACCAAUUGACAUCAUUCUGUUUAUAUGCUUCUCUUAUUAUGAUAGAAAAUCCCCUUAAUAUGCAUUUCCAUCCCAGUUAUUUGCCACUUGUGACUGUCUUUUUAUCUUUCAGAAUGGAUUUCUGGCUCUAUAUGGAGACGGCGCUAUAGAGGAGGCUCGAAGACAGCGUGAGGGGAACUGGGCUUCUCUGAAGACCAUCUUGACUGGAGCAGUUGCCCUGGGAGCUCUGAUGACAGUGGGAGCUCUGUUUGCCAGCAAGUAA